Molecule: messenger RNA, 1653 nt
Organism: Letharia columbiana
Lineage: Eukaryota; Fungi; Ascomycota; Lecanoromycetes; Lecanorales; Parmeliaceae
Exons: 3
Coding region: 1-1653 (550 amino acids)
Source: RefSeq, a predicted model, not a curated record
AUGCCUUCCCUCGGGGGCACUCGACGCCGGCACUCGAAACAGUCAUCUUCCUCCUCAUCCUCCCACAAGAAAGCCCCUCCCUCGGUCAUAUCUACCGUCUCUUCAGCAAGUAGCAAUGCUACCAUUACCCCCAGAUCUAUCUUGCCGUCGAGCCUACGACCCUCCAAGUGGCCAGAUGCGAAGAAGGAGCCUGUCAAGCGGAUAGAACACCAUCCUAAUCAGCCUCGAAGUACGAACAACUCGAACAAAGAGAACAUUGACGUCUUUGCGUUCAUGGAACAUGAGGAGGAUGAAGGUAUCCGCGACGCUGUGGGAGAGAAAGGACACCAAGACGUUCAUUCGGAAGAGGAAGAGCAAGAGCUCUCGGGCAUCGCUGUGGGAGAGAAAGAACACGAAGACAAUCAAUCGGAAGAGGAAGGGCUAUCGUCUGGCGAAAGCUCCAACUCGAGUCCUGCGAGGAUAAUGGCACAACCACAGAGAUCUCCCAGAUACAGUGACCUGGAAGUGCGAGCGAUUCAAGACGGCGUACAGCGCGCCUGGGGACGUGGAAGUCUACACUCGGAUUCCGGAAUUUCGGUGCGCUCCAGCAGUCCUGAUCAGGGGUCGCCAAUACUACAGCACAAGCUACCGACAGUCUUCGACGAACCCGGUACCGAGCAGGAUGUGCAAGACUCCUAUCGCAUGGAGCGAUACGGCUUUAACCUCAACCCCGACCCUGCUACUGAUCGCAAUUCAGCUUUCGGCCACAAGCAUUGGCCUUCGCUAGAGACGGACCACAACCAAUGCCCCGAGGCCUACUACGCCCCAUCACCGCCUAUGCUGGCCCAGACUGCUCAUGACGCGGGCGUUGAGUUGUCUGAGAUGUCACCGAGGCUUCCUCAUCACCUGAGUAGGGGUACUUCAUAUCAAGAGCGGCCUCGGCCCAAGGCCAGCAUGUCAGGCUACGAGUUCCUGGCGUCAAACAUUCACUCUAAGGACGAUACGUUGCUGAAGCCUAUCUAUCGCAAAUUCGAAAUGCUCAACAAUCGCAUGCUGCUGUAUCUGCAAGAUGAAAUAUCCGAGAUGGAGGAGCAGUUGAAAGAUCUAGAUGAUGCUAUUGCGCACGAGGAACAGAACAAUGUGAGGAGGCCCGCUUCGCGGAGGGCCGAGGCGAAGCUGCCGUCUCAAUUGCAAUGGCACAGAUUGGAUCUGGUAGGGAGAAGCUUCGCGAAGAUGGAGCAAUACAACCGCGCCCUCACGUCUUAUAGCAGCCUGACUAAGUCUCUCGAACCUGCUUCCCAUGCCGACAUCACCGCCUACCGCUCCUGGAUCACCAAGCACACCCCCGUCGUCGAGUCUGAAAGCGCCUUCCUCAACCAAGACUCAGACCUCCUCUGCGUAUCUCCCUCAGCCCCUAGACUAGAUUUUCGAUCCGGCACUGCCCUGGAGACGCCCGUUACCGUCGUGGUCUUUGGACUACUGUCGACCAUCAUCGUGUUCAAAUUGGUACCGCAGAUUGUGGCUAGAUUGGUCAUCAGUGCGAUGGUUGGAGUAGCAAGUUUAUGCACGUUGAGUCCGGAGGUAAUUAAUAAUCCAGGUAGCUUGCUAGAUUGGGGCAAGGCUAUCGCUACGUACACGGCUGUCAUAGGGAUGCUUGCUGUUGUUGUGAGCUAA